This is a messenger RNA of Pelecanus crispus (Dalmatian pelican), 386 nucleotides long. Its product is annotated as nuclear cap-binding protein subunit 2. NCBI's taxonomy places the organism in Eukaryota, Metazoa, Chordata, Aves, Pelecaniformes, Pelecanidae. Gene Ontology annotation, biological process: mRNA cis splicing, via spliceosome. The record is from RefSeq and is a predicted model, not a curated record. Gene Ontology annotation, cellular component: nuclear cap binding complex. Gene Ontology annotation, molecular function: RNA cap binding.
GUCUCUUUGAAGAUGGUUCUGUUAGUGGUUCCAGUGAACUCGCCAAAAUGGUGAAAGUUUGCAGCGUGAACGGAGCAUGCAUGGGGCUUCUCGUUCUUCCUUUAGUUAUAGGGCUUUAUGCUUUUAAGGUGUGGAAAGUAGAAGCCCAUUGUUUUUUCAUUAACCUAUUCCUAAGGUAUUAUGCAAGAGGAGAUGCUGAAAAUGCAAUGCGAUACAUCAGUGGAGCCAGGCUUGAUGAUAGGAUCAUAUGGACAGACUGGGAUGCAGGAUUUAAGGAGGGUAGGCAGUAUGGUUGUGGAAGAUCAGGGGGGCAGGUCCGAGAUGAAUAUCGGCAAGACUACGAUGCUGGAAGAGGUGGCUAUUGCAAAACUGUUCAAUGCCAGUGA